AAUGCCAUCCGCCAUGACAGCUAAUGUCUUUUCCAGCGCUUGACGUUUCGUCGGAACAUGACAUUUUGCAGAUUUAAUUUCACCAAAUGGCAGACUCUUUUUUCGGAUUUCCAACUUCACAUCCAGGAAGCGGAUUCGAUGACGCAAUAGAUUGCCCUCAAGACGAUGACGAAGUGGGUGAGGAGGACGAGUACGAUGCUCUGAAUGACGAAACCUUUGGUGAAGAUGCCACCGACGGUGAUUGGGAGCAGAACCACGAGAAAUUGGCCCAAAUAACUGAGUCAACGCGUCCCUUGGUGAAUGCACCUACCACGAAAAAUGGCCUUGACGUCGACAUCGAGGGGAGCCUGUCCCACCUGGUACUAGACGAGAAGGACGGAAUAGUACCUCGACCAGGAGUAUGGGACAGUCCAACUCUCCCCUUGCAGCCACAACCCCAGGUGCAGCCCCAGCCCCACCUGCAGCCCCCAGUGGCAUUGAAGUUCAUUCACACAGUUGAGGAGCUAGAGCGAGGCCUGAUUCGACCACCCCCAGGCCUGGCGAAGCCUCCAUCAACGAUACAAAACACCCAGGCCCCUAGAAAUGCCAACCAAUUCAUUCUCGAUUAUUCAGGUCUCAAUGACCACUUGCCUGUCAACUUACGUCAAAAUAUCCUCAACGGUUUACCCCCUCGAUUCCCUCCAGGUCUAGCCCCUCCUGGACCCCACUCUGUUAUUCUCCCUCCAAAUAUCCGAUUCCCAAAUCAAAUGCUCCAGAACACACGCCCAAUGCCCCCAAAUCAAUCAAAUCUUCUCAGAUAUCCCAUCCCCCCUCACUUAAUGAUGAAUCAAUGUCAGCCAAUGCACAGCAACUUUGUCGGCAAUUUUCCCCAGCCUCCUAUGCCUAAUCUCCCCCAAUUUCUGCGACCAGAUCACAUUAUCCCACCCUUCGCCAAUUCAACGAAUCAACAACACCCAAAUCAGCACAAUAACCAGAGAAACCAGAAUAGAACACAUGGGAAUGAGCCCCCAGCCUCCAAUCAUCAGCCAUUCUUCAAGAAUAAUCUGUACUGGCAUCAAAAUCGCAAUAAUCAGAAGUACAAUCAGCAUCAUCGUCAUCACCACAAUCAUCAGAAUGAGCUCAAUGACAAUGGCGAAUAUGAUGAGUACUCUGGACUCAUGAGCUCCAGGGAGAAACAAUGGUUGACGAAUAUUCAACUACUCCAGCACAAUACUAAUCAACCUUAUAUCGACGAUUACUAUUUCACUGUGUUCUCGGAGAGACAGAAUAAGAAGAAUCAUAAUCAUGAAGGGAAGGACAAGAAACAGAACAAUAAUGGAUUUGGCAGGGAUUCCAGAGAUAAAGAUGGGCAUGUGCUGACAAAAGUUGUUUAUACACCGACGCAGUUUGAGAAUUCUCUGGGAAAGCUGCAGUGUGGGAGUGUGACUGCUCCGAGGAAGAUCAUUGACAUGGAUGUGGUGCCUAAUGAUCCUCAACAGAAUCCACAGCAGAAGGACAUGAAGAAGACGCGACAGAGGCUUUUAGAGAUCGAGAGAUUGUACACGAUGCAGUUGAAACUGGAGGACCUCAGUAAUCCUCUCGCUCAGGCUGCUGAGCAAGUGGAACAGGCCCAGGAGAAUGAAGCAGAACCAAAGCCUCCCAAGAAGACUGCCCCUGAACUCAUCAAUAUUUUGCUGACUUCCCUCAUUCAACUGCUGCAUGAGGACAAACUCUCCGGCAUUCUGAGUAUUCGGAAGGGGAAGAAUCUUUUGUUGAGAUUUUUACCGUUUUUGAGUGUGACGGAGUAUGGACCUCAACUUGGGGAACUCUGGACUGGGCUGCUUAAGGGACUUGCCAUUGUAGGACGGCGAGAUGCUUAUUUGCUUGUCAAGUUUUUUCCUGAGUUUCAUCGGUGGAUCGAGACUACCAGGGACUUUGGCACAGUGUUGAGAUUGGCUAGAGGAUUCUUGGAUUCUGUCAAUCAAAAUAGCAAAAUUAAUAAUAGCCUCGCUUUUGCCGUGACUAAUAAGUUUGGUGUAUCUGUGAUUGCCUCUCUGCUGGAGCAAGCUGAAAAUCUUUACCCUGAGGACAAAGCAAUGACAUCAGAAUGGUCAACAUUCAUAGUGAGUCUGUCAGAGACAGUUGGCGCAUCGACACCCAGUGUAGCACCCUGUCAACCAAUUGCUGCCAAUACACUUCAUCAGCACCUCAAAAGAAUUGGCAGUCUUAAAACCGAAAGGUAUGAACCACUAGAAUCACUCCUCACAGACGCAAACCCAUCGCGAUAGACUGAUUAUCCUACUGCAACUCUAAAAAUCAACAGUCAUCUUUCAACCUGUUGAAAAUUCAUUCUCCACUUCUGAACGAAUACGAUGGAAGAUUGCUUUCUGUUUUGUGUAAUUUAAAUUCGUCAUUUGUUUUCAUUCUGGGAGUGUAUAUAGAAGUUGCGGUUAUUAUUUGGGGACAAGAGAUGAGGCAUGAAAUUUAUUAGGAUAAAAUGUGUACAUGGAUUGAUUCAUAUGUCUCGUUGCACUGAUUGAAUCUAGAGGGAAAUGGAAAAAGUUUGAGCAAGUACGGAAGAAGUACAACAAUUCAUUAAGAAUAGUCUCAUUUUUUUUGCCUGCUCUAUCGUGACAUUUUGGCACAAUUGAUUAUUAGGUUGAUGCUGCGUUACAAAUAAUUUCACAGUUUUUUACAAUUCUGUGUAAAUAAUUUUCUCCCAUUCAGAUGUCAUUAUGAGUGAAAUUAAUGGACUUUUUCAUUUCGUUGCGAACACUUGUACUGAGGAGGAAUAUUUUCAUUUCUAACGGAUCAUGCAGGAUUGUCAGUUUAUUUGCUGGAAUAUUAUAUUACCUUAUGUACGCUUUUACUUUUGUACAUAUCGUCAGAUUUUUUGUUUCCCUAUUCUAACACGAAAAUCAGAAUAAAAGUAAAAAUGUAAUUAGUUCAAUUUAUCAGUGGUGAAAGUUUCAAUGACUAUUGAUGAAAUCAAUUAUGCUUAUUUGGGAGAAGGAUUGAGAUGAUAUUUCACUUUCACAUUUUCAUAUUAUAUUUUUCGGGUAUUCUGGGAGUGAUAUUGAGUGACGAAUAAUCGAUUGUAAAUACCAAUGAUGUGUUGAAAAAUGAAAUUGGAUGAAAUUUCUUUUUUUUCUUAAUGCCCUAUCUGGUUGCGCUGUAUUCUUCUUAAAAUGUGACCGGGCAAAAUAAAAAUGGAACAAUUGUCUGAAAUCAUAGACGAAGCGUCAUUUAGAUAGUUUUUUUUUCGGACGCUUUGAAUUUUUUCUAUUGAACAAUAAAAUAGACAUUUUUUCAAUUUGCAUUUGAUAUCGCAUUAAACAAAAAUAUAUAUGAUUAAUUAAUUAAAGUAAAUUAAAACAUAUUCUGCGUGAUAAUAAUACGCAUCGGAAUGAUAAUUUUUUUUUUUUAGUGGUAACGUAAAAACACCACCUAAUGAGAACAAAUGAUUAAAUUACGAUUUAAACCUGCCUUAACUCAAACCUAUUUAGUAAUAUGUUAAAAGAUGAAUAGGUGGUUUAGGCAUUGACGUUGAUUAUUAUAAUAUAUUAAAUAUACACGUAAACUAGUUUGAAUAAACUUGAUAACUUUUUUCACUAUGAUUGUUAUCACCGGAAUAUUAUCGAUGGAAAAAGGAAAAAGAAAAAGGAAAAAAAAAUUGAAAUGAUAAAUGGUAACUACGGCAAUCGUGGAGUGCUUUUUAUCGUAAUGCAAUGCUCAAUGCAAGCGUAUCAUUUUUCUCAAUGACGUUUAUGACGACUUGAUUGAUCAUUUCAUUUCUCUUCCAUUAAAAAACAGAAACUAUUAUUUUGAUUGUAUGUGUAAUGUCAGUGGCACUAGAACUAUUCAGCGGAAAAAUUGAAUUUGGUAAUCCAUGUAUACUUGAAUUUAUCGCGUUACAUUAUUAUAUAUUAUAUUUUUUCUAUUAGCAAUAAUUGCUUUCCGAUAUGUUCUUCACAAUUAAUAUUUUUUUAAUCAUUUAUUACGCUCAGAAGAAAAAAAAUCCUCCCCAAAAGAACAGGAAAGGAUGAUUAAUAAAUGCGAUGUACUUUUUCCGUACUCUUUGUAUCAAUAUUGAAUAUGUUUUCUUUCCGGGAAUAAUUGAGAAUGGGGAGAUAUGAGUGAUUGUACAUUGAUAAUGCUGCCGUGGGAUUAAUUAGUGUCCGAAGAACAGCAGUUUUGUCAUUAAUUGUGUAUUGUAUGUACAAAAGAGAAAAGAAAAAUUGAUCAGAUUGAUAAAUUGAAGACGUAAAUAAAUGUUUUGACAUUAUCAUCUACCAUUUGUCUUGUAAAAUUUUCCAAUCCCUCAUGAUGAAGUGAGUAUUUAGAGGAAUAAAUAAAAACAGCACUAGAAUAAUAAAAAUUCCACAUUUAAUAUUAAUUUAUUGAAGACAUAAUCCACAUAUUUAAUCAUUUUGAUCUGAAUUAAGCAACGAAAUAGGGUAUAUAUUAUCCAUUUUAUCUCACAAUUUACCUUAAAAUAAAUUCAUACAUUUUACUGGCUUUUUAAUGAUAUUUUCCAUAAAAAA
This is a messenger RNA of Fopius arisanus, 4523 nucleotides long. RefSeq names its product Protein associated with topo II related - 1 (gene Patr-1). The transcript has 3 exons. The record is from RefSeq and is a predicted model, not a curated record. Bases 87 to 2267 code for a protein of 726 amino acids. NCBI's taxonomy places the organism in Eukaryota, Metazoa, Arthropoda, Insecta, Hymenoptera, Braconidae. Gene Ontology annotation, biological process: deadenylation-dependent decapping of nuclear-transcribed mRNA; P-body assembly. Gene Ontology annotation, molecular function: RNA binding. Gene Ontology annotation, cellular component: P-body.